UCAGGAAGGAAAUGUGAAAUCUCAGAUUUACUCCGCAAUAGCUUGCUAGCCACUUAGCUACGUCGUCGCUGCGAUUAAUAUUCAGCCAUGUACUGGUGUAAUAUUUGGGAAAAAAUCCUUAUUUUUUAUUUGCCAUUUUUAGGAAAUGCAGUUUAUUCCAAAGCAAAGGUCGGGCCGAAAGUAACGGAUAAGGUGUUUUUUGACAUCACAGUGGGAGGACAUGAGGUUGGCAGGAUUGUGAUUGGGCUGUUUGGAGAGGUUGUCCCUUUAACGGUGAAGAACUUUGUUGCGCUUGCCACUGGGGAGAAAGGAUAUGGUUACAAGGACAGCAAGUUCCAUCGUGUCAUUAAAGAUUUCAUGAUUCAAGGAGGUGACUUCACAGCCGGAGACGGAACAGGAGGCAAGAGCAUCUAUGGUAAGACGUUUGCAGAUGAGAACUUUAAGCUGAAGCACCAGGGCACAGGCUGGGUCAGCAUGGCUAAUGCAGGUGCCGAUACCAACAGCUCACAAUUCUUCAUCACUUUAGCGAGAGCUCCCUGGCUGGAUGGCAAGCAUGUUGUCUUCGGCAGGGUCUUGGAAGGCAUGGCUGUAGUUCACACCAUUGAGCUCCAGGACACAAAUGACAGGAAUGUGCCCUACACAGAAUGUGUGAUAGUGAACAGUGGAAAGAUUGAGGUCAAGGAGCCCUUUGUUGUAGAAGUGGAGGGUUGGUAGUCUGGCACACCAGGCCAUCCGGGCUCUUCCUUUUAUAUGUCUCUUCUUUAUACAUCAUAAAAAAAAGGUUGGAUAUGACCUCAGUAGGACAGGGAGCAGUGAGUGGUUUGUAUAUGAUCGUGUCCAACACUAAACUGUUAGGAUGAACUAGUGAGUUAGCAUUAUCCAAGCUCUUAAAGAUAACACAUGGUAAAUUAGUAAGAGCAUCAUCAUCCUAAUACUGCAAAGUGCAACUUCAUCAUUGUGUUUAUUUAAUGUCAACAACUUGUUUGUCCCCAGACUUUAUGUUCAGUAUAUCACAUAAUAGUCAUUUAAUUAUAACGAUAAGUAAGGAUCAUGUAAUAGUCAUAUAAUUUGAUGUAUUAUCCAAAUUACAAGUUGACAGAACUUACACUGAUGCACUGAUGCCUCUAAAUUACUAAAUUAGAGUUUUUGCUGAAUAGAUAGAUGGUGGAAAGAAAAGGCUAAGUCAUCACCCUAAAAUCACUCUGGUCAUUGCCUUUUUAUGUACAAAUUCAGUAUUGUUUUAAUGUGGAUAUAUAUCUCAUUUUGGUUGGAAUUUAUAAAUGUGUGCAUAUUUUCAUCAGAAUGAAUAUCCAUGGUUGUAAAAAUUUUUAAAAUGAUAUCAAAUAGUUCAAAGGUGAAUGCUGGCUCACAACCUUUUAAGAUACAGAUGAAAUAUGUACUACAUUUUACUCUAGUGCGUUUGUUGUUUACCCUAUUGUUAAGGUUUAUAACAAAGCACAGUGGUUGGUUGGGUUGCAACACUAUAUAUUUAUAUGAUGUUUGUUAAUACAUAUAAUUUGAUCAUUAUCCUAGGAGACAUAUCACAUACUAUACAAAGGUGCCAAAUAUUUCUGCUGUAAAGUGAGUAUGUUCUAAGUAGACGUCAUUAUGCAGGACAUGGAAUUAGCAGAGCAACUUUGAAAGGAAUUUGUUCAUUACAAGAUGUUGUUAGAUGUUAACUAGAACUUGUUAACUACGGUUUCUUGGAAGUGCCAUAAACAGUUAUACUUGAAUGUCUUGAAAGUGAUGUCAAAUAGUUUAAUACAUAACAGUAUUUUUAAUACAUUUGCAAGUUUAUUGAACAUGGCUAAUGAAAUACAAAAUGCUAUACUAAAAAUGAUUUGAUUGUACAAAACAUGGGCUCACAAUUUGUUUUUCCAUAACAUCUUUUUUUCUUUUUCCUUUGAUGAUUAACAUCGUGACUAUUAUUGACAGUGGAAUUGCUUUAUUUGUUACAUUAUUUUCUAUAGAUCUCAUUUUAAAAAUAUUUUACAACCAAAUUAAAUUGUUUAAGAUGACCUUUAUUAUUGCAUGCUUUUUUUUUUACAUGUUGAGUUGUAUCAAGUUAUUCAAUUAUUAAAAAACUUCUUCCAUA
Messenger RNA from Electrophorus electricus (electric eel), 2095 nucleotides. RefSeq names its product peptidylprolyl isomerase C (gene ppic). The record is from RefSeq and is a predicted model, not a curated record. Gene Ontology annotation, biological process: protein folding; protein peptidyl-prolyl isomerization. Gene Ontology annotation, cellular component: intracellular membrane-bounded organelle; cytoplasm. Gene Ontology annotation, molecular function: cyclosporin A binding; peptidyl-prolyl cis-trans isomerase activity. NCBI's taxonomy places the organism in Eukaryota, Metazoa, Chordata, Actinopteri, Gymnotiformes, Gymnotidae.